Molecule: messenger RNA, 2301 nt
Organism: Purpureocillium lilacinum
Lineage: Eukaryota; Fungi; Ascomycota; Sordariomycetes; Hypocreales; Ophiocordycipitaceae
Molecular function (GO): hydrolase activity
Source: RefSeq, a predicted model, not a curated record
AUGGGCUCCAUCGCCCAACACCACGCUGCGCCUACGUCACUCGCCAUGUCUGCGCUUCGCCGGCCCCUGCUCCUCAACGAUGCCGCUCAAACUUGGACGGCCCCGACAGCCCUCACUGCCGAGGAGAAGGAUGCCAUUGACAAGUUUCAUGGCCAGUUCCCUGGAGGGCCGACCAGGCUAGUCCGCUUGGACGAUGUCGCCCGCGAGAUCGGCGUGGCGGCAGUCUAUCUCAAAGACGAGAGCCACAGGUUUGGCCUGCCGGCGUUUAAGAUUCUCGGCGCCUCCUGGGGUACAUACCGCGCACUCGUCAAGCGACUCAACCUUCCCAUCGUUACGCCUCUCUCUGCCCUCAAGGAGGCUCUCGCAGCCGAUACAAUCACCCUGUAUGCCGCGAGCGAGGGCAACCAUGGACGAGCUGUUGCUCGAAUGGGCGCGCUGCUCUCCAUCCCUGCAGAGAUCCACGUGCCUCAUGAUAUGCACAGGACGACCAAGGAGGCGCUAGAAAGUGAGGGGGCCAAGGUCGUCGUCGGCCGCGGAACGUAUGAUGACGCGCUCGAGACGGCCAAGAGGGCUGCCGAGGGUGAGGGAGGUUUGUUGGUCCAGGACUUUUCGUUUGAGGGCUACGAAGACAUCCCCAAGUGGAUCGUCGACGGUUACAUGACAAUGCUGCGAGAAAUCGACGUGCAGCUCAAGGACAGCCCUCCAAGCCUUGUAGUGUCUCCGGCGGGAGUCGGCUCCUUUGCCCAAUCCGUUGUCUCCCACUUCAAGCAGGAAGGAAGCCACACAAAGGUCAUGACGGUCGAACCCGACACGGCAGCUUGUGUUUACAAGAGCAUCCGCAAAAACGAGCUUGUCACGGUGCAGACAUACGCGACGGUCAUGGCUGGUCUAGACUGCGGGACACCCUCGCCUAUUGCUUGGCCUAUUCUCAAAGCUGGCGUCGACGCGUGCUCGACAGUCUCAGACUGGGAAGCCCACCAAGCCACGGAAUACCUCAAAACUAGAGGCGUGUUCCCUGGGACGUGCGCUGCUGCACCCCUUGCCGCUGUUCGGCGCUUAACAAAGGGCGACAGGGCCAGCCUCGGGCUUGACAGCAGCUCCGUGGUGGUGCUGCUGUGCACUGAAGGUACUAAGGAGUAUCAGAUCCCGAUGGAUGUGUCGAUGGAUGAUGCCGUGGAGCUGACCCAGGCUCUUGUCCGCAUCAACUCCGCGAACCCAUCACUCGGGUCAGUUCCCGGCCCUGGCGAAUCUGAAAUCGCUCGGUACAUCGGGGCGUGGCUGGAACACCGCGAUAUCGAGACGCACUGGAUCGAACCCACCAAGGGCAGGCCUUCGGUUGUAGGCGUUGUGCGUGGCUCGGGGGGCGGUAAGAGCUUGAUGUUCAACGGCCACAUCGAUACGGUGACGACCCUUGGGUACGACGAUGACCCCCUAAGCGGCGAGAUCAGAGACGGGAAGCUUUACGGCAGGGGCGCGGACGACAUGAAAUCUGGGGUCGCCGCCGCCCUGGUGGCACUCGCUGGAGCGAAGACGCAGAACCUAAGUGGCGAUGUCAUUUUCACCGGCGUCGCAGACGAGGAGGCCUUGAGCAUCGGCACUGAGCAAGUCCUCGAGGCUGGUUGGCGUGCUGAUGGCGCCAUUGUCAACGAGCCGACGGCUGAGGUAAUUGUCCACGCCCACAAGGGUUUCGUUUGGGCCGAGGUGGACAUUCACGGCGUCGCUGCCCAUGGCUCCCUCCCUAGCGCCGGCGUCGAUGCCAUCACGAGAGCCGGCUACUUCCUGGUGGAGCUGGACAAGUACUCAGACAGACUCCGCCAGGGAUGGGACGACCCUGUCAUGGCGCCAACCGUCCAUGCGUCAACCAUCAAAGGCGGCGAGGAGCCGUCCUCGUACCCUGCCCUUUGCACCGUGGUGCUCGAACGACGGACCGUGGGCGGCGAGACCCGGGGGACGGUAGAGGCUGAGCUCCGGGACAUUCUGGACAAGCUCUCGAAGACUGUCAGGGAUUUCCGGUACGACUUGCGGAUCACCUUUGACCGUCCGCCUUUCUCCAUCGACACGGACCAUCCUUUUGCUGCUCUGGUCAGCGGCAUCGUCACUGAAUCACUAGGGAAGCAGGCCAAGUUCAUCAGAGAGCCGUUUUGGACGGACUGCGCUCUCCUGGCGUCCAAAGAUAUCCCCGUCCUCCUUUGGGGUCCCAAGGGGGACGGCCUGCACGCCAAAGAGGAGUGGGCAGAUGUUGAGUCCAUACAGCGCGUUGCCACAGUGCUGGGUAGAGUUGCGGGCAAGUUUUGUGCAUAG